CAACCCAAACAAAACGCUAAAAAAGAAAGUAUCUUCUCUUGUGCUUAAUCUCAUCCACACCAUAAAAUGAGUGGUGAAUGUCAAUUUAUAUAUCUCUUCAUAUCAAAAAACCUACCCCACAUCAUCUAACCAAAAUUCAACUAACAUCUUCUUCUCCUCUUUGUUUCAAUUCUUACCAUCUUCUCAAAAAAUAAAAAAAAUGGCAUCUUCAUCUUCUUGUUCAUCUUCAUUUUUGUUAUCCAAACCACCAAAAACAUCCCUUGUUCCCAACAAUCUCACCCUUUCAAACUUCUCCGCCUUCUCAUCUUUCUCCACCCUUCCUAAACUCCACUCAUCACUCAACAACAAAACCCUUAAAAGACUACACUUUUCGCCGAUUAAGGCUAGCACGGCUGCCACCCCAAACCAAACCACCAAGAAAGAUCAACGAGUCCAACGAGUCCACAGCAUCGAAGAGUUCGACAACGCCCUUAAAGCCGCUCAAGACAAGCUCGUUGUCGUCGAGUUUGCUAUGAGCGACAGCGAUCAAAGCAGCCAAAUCUACCCCUUCAUGGUAGAGCUAAGCCGUACUUGUAACGACGUCGAGUUCAUUCUUGUGAUGGGGGAUGAAUCCGAAGCAACCAAGGCACUUUGCAAGAGGGAAAAAAUCGAGCAAGUUCCUCACUUUACGUUCUACAAGUCCAUGCAAAAAAUUCACGAGGAGGAAGCAAUAGGACCCGAUCAACUAGUAGGAGAUGUGCUUUACUACGGUGAUAGUCACUCGGCUGUGGUGCAGCUUCACUCUAGGGAGGAUGUCGAGAGCUUGAUCAACGAGCAUCGAGGCGAUGACAAGCUAGUUGUGCUUGAUGUAGGGCUUAAGCAUUGCGGACCUUGUGUUAAGGUGUACCCGACCGUGAUCAAGUUGUCUAGGCAGAUGGAUAAUGUGGUAUUUGCAAGGAUGAAUGGGGAUGAAAAUGAGAGUUGUAUGGAUUUUUUGAGGGCUAUGGAUGUGGUUGAAGUCCCUACUUUUGUGUUUAUUAGGGAUGGUAAGAUUUGUGGAAGGUAUGUUGGAUCUGGUAAAGGUGAGCUUAUUGGUGAGAUUUUAAGGUACCAAGGAGUUCGCGUUACUUACUAGAUUCACUACCAGUGGCGGAUUUAUGUUAUACGGGUUUAUUGGAUUUUGAAAUAGAAAAAUAUGAGCAGAAUGUAAGAUUAUUAAAAAAAAAUGCUAGAGUAAUAAUAGUACUAUAAUUUAUAUUAUUAAUAUUAGUAGUAAAUUAAAAAUUGUUAUGAUUAUGAAAUGUAUUUUAUUAGUGGGUUGCUAGGGAAUUUCAUACUUGGUGAAUGAUGAUCCACUUCUCUUGAAGGAUCCGAUGUGAUAGAAUACACUUUUUAUUUCUACCAUUUGUUCGUCACAUGACUAAAUAUAUUGAACACUUUGAUAGAAGAAAAUUUAAUGUUUAUUGUAAGGUAA
Chenopodium quinoa (quinoa) is the source of this 1453-nucleotide messenger RNA. Its product is annotated as thioredoxin-like protein CDSP32, chloroplastic. The transcript has a single exon. Gene Ontology annotation, molecular function: oxidoreductase activity, acting on a sulfur group of donors, disulfide as acceptor. NCBI's taxonomy places the organism in Eukaryota, Viridiplantae, Streptophyta, Magnoliopsida, Caryophyllales, Amaranthaceae. The record is from RefSeq and is a predicted model, not a curated record. Bases 200 to 1114 code for a protein of 304 amino acids.